AUGGAAAAGAUCCUAGACCAGGAAAUAAGAUCGAAGGCACUUGAAACUACACCCCUGCAUGCAAAUCAGCACGCGUACAGAGCGGGCAGGUCGACGAAUACCGCCCUGUACCAGCUAACCUCGGAGAUACAGAGCUCGCUGGAUACGGGGGAGGUGACGCUAUGCGCCUUCCUAGACAUCGAAGGUGCCUUUGACAAUGCGUCCCACGGGAGCGUGGCAAGGGCACUGGAGAAAAGGAAUGUGGCACCUACAGUGCGCAGGUGGAUAGAAGCUGUACUGCGCACCAGAAUAGCUGAAACCACAUCAGGAGGCACCACUAUCCGUCUCGGUACUACUAAGGGCUGCCCACAGGGAGGAGUUCUAUCCCCCCUGUUGUGGAGCCUAGUCGUGGACGAACUACUGGUGCUGCUAACAAACAAUGGAAUCCGCUGUCAAGGAUAUGCGGACGACAUUGUUAUCAUAGCUAGAGGCAAAUUUGUGAGUACUCUCUGCGAUAUCGUACAAAGGGGACUAGGUCUAGCCAAGGGUUGGUGCAACAGUGUUGGACUAAACAUCAACCCUCUGAAAACGACCAUCGUCCCAUUUACGAGGCGCAGGUCUCUGCCUGGCCUGAGAAACUUAACACUCGGAGGCAGGGAGAUAGAGAUGACAAACAUGGUCAAAUAUCUUGGUCUCACGCUGAAUUCCACGUUAAGAUGGAAGCAGCACAUUGACCUGACCAUGGUCAAAGCUACUAAGGCAUUGAUGGUGUGCAACCGGCUGGCUGGUAGAUCCUGGGGGUGCAAACCAAGGAUCAUCAGAUGGUUGUACACCAUGAUAGUGCGACCAAUUGUCACCUACGGGGCGGUGGUGGUAGCACUCAAACUAUCGAAACUGCAAAGGCUUGCGUGCGUCUGUAUGACAGGAGCUAUGCGCACCUGCCCGACAGCUGCACUUGAGGCCCUGCUGGAGCUCACCCCGCUACACCUACUAAUUGGUCAAGUCGCCAAGUACACUCUGCUUCAAAUGACAGCAGAGGGGACUGGCAUAGGUAAAAUAAUCUCGUCCCAACGCAUGGAAGAGCUAAGUGGCAUUAUACCACUGGCUCCUCUUCCAAGGGACGGCAUUAACAAAAAGCUGAACUUCACUAAGAAGUUUAAGAUCACCCUCGGCAGCAAGGCCGAAUGGAGCGACUCCGCAUUCGAGCUGCUACUCAGGGAUAGCUCGAUCAGGUGGUACACCGACGGCUCGAAAACGUCGGAGGGAAUUGGCGCAGGGGUCGCAGGACCACGCACAAAACUCUCCAUACCUAUGGGUAAGUUUCCGAGCAUAUUCCAAGCGGAGGUAUUUGCUAUAAGUCGGUGCGUAGAGUUGAACCUCCAACGCGGCUAUCGCAACGAACGUAUAGCUAUACUUAGCGACAGCCAAGCGGCACUCAAGGCGAUCUCGUCUUACGAGAUAAAAUCGCUAUUGGUGCAGGAGUGUAUAGACCGGCUCAACAGUCUUGCAGAAUGCAACCAGGUGCACCUUAUUUGGGUGCCAGGCCACAGAGGCAUCGCCGGUAAUGAACUGGCCGAUGAGCUUGCCCGCUCUGCAGCAUCCACCAGCAUGGUAGGACCGGAACCUUUCAUAGCGGUGGGUCCCCACACCAUAAAGGAGCAGGUCCGCAAUGAUGUAGCAGUGGGUGGGGAUGCUGCUCCUAUGGCGACGAAACCGUCGCCGACUAAUGGCAGCGACAAGACAAGGACUCUAGUAGGUGUCUCCGUAGGUAGCAGACUGGGGGUAACCGGCGCUAAACCGUCGGCAGCAGUAGUAGCGAAGGGUGGAUCAUUCAUACGCGGCGAAAUCGCCAGCACUAGCAGGGGAACCUCAGCUAGAAUUAUGAAAGGAUCCACAGGGAAUAAGAGCAAGGCAGCUUUAGCUAGAAAGCUAAAGUCUGACCGCCGAUUGGCGGCCAAAAUCUUGGAGCGCUACGGUGACAAGCAUGCUGGUCAGGUGUCUGAGCAGCAUGCUAGUACGCUUGAGUGGGCCAAGAAAGUGCUGAGCGAGGACGAUAGGGUAGAACUGAAAACCAGCAGGACAGAACCGGCGGUCAAGCGGCAGAGGUCGCAUGAGGGAGAAACCUCCCUUGUUAAGAAACCGCGGACUGGAAAAGCGCCAACCUUCAGCGAAAUCGCUAAAGGUGCUUGGGCCAGAAUACUGGGGGUGCUUGACCGCAGUAGAGAGGACGGUGCCAUGUCCCAUGAUGAAUGGAAGAGGGUAGCAGCGGCUAUCUCAUCGGUCUUCCUGAGGGUGGUCAAGGAAAACCCGGGGCCACCCCCGAAAUGUUGCAGGACAAUGGAAAUCGAUCCGGAUCUCUCGGAUGUGGCGAGUGUUGGGGGCGGUUCGUCGAUUGGCGACUCGGUCUUCAGCCUCGAACGACUGUUUGAGGAGGUUCGGGUCGACCACGACUUGGGCGCUGAAAUAGCGCUCCUGGAGGAAAGUCUGAAGGAUAAAAUUCCUCCAGAUUAA
Messenger RNA from Bactrocera neohumeralis, 2490 nucleotides. RefSeq lists its product as uncharacterized. Gene Ontology annotation, molecular function: RNA-DNA hybrid ribonuclease activity; nucleic acid binding. The coding region runs from base 1 to 2490 and encodes 829 amino acids. The record is from RefSeq and is a predicted model, not a curated record. NCBI's taxonomy places the organism in Eukaryota, Metazoa, Arthropoda, Insecta, Diptera, Tephritidae. The transcript has 3 exons.